This is a messenger RNA of Yamadazyma jaroonii, 777 nucleotides long. NCBI's taxonomy places the organism in Eukaryota, Fungi, Ascomycota, Pichiomycetes, Serinales, Debaryomycetaceae. The record is from the annotation of a GenBank genome assembly.
AUGAUCAGAACAAGAAUUAUAAAUAGUGGAAGAUUGAAUUUAUUUAGAUAUAUAUCUAAUGAAACCGAAGCUGGUAAGAGAUUCAUUCAAACCAUACCUAUAACAAAAGAAAAACCAGAUUUUUAUCAAUCUUUAAAUUUAAAUAAUUUCAAAAGUAAGAAUAAUAGAGAUACUACCAAUUCAUUAUCCAGUUCAAAAUGGUCUAGCAUUAAAACUGAAAAGGAAGUACCUUUAAGAAGAUCUAGAACAUCAAGAUUCAAAAAACUAGAAGAACAUAAAUUUGAAAAUAAUGAACCAAAAGUUAAUUUACAAACUACAUCAAAUAUUAAAGUUAAAGAAGAUAAUGUUGUUGAAGAAAAACAAUCAAUAGCAUCCACAACUACAGAAUCCACAAUUGCUAGUGAAGGUACAAUUGAAAAACCUAAGAAGAAAAGAAGAACUUUAAGACCAAGAAAAGCCAUAAUAACUUUAUCUCCAACAGCUGUUGAACAUUUAAAAGGUUUAUUAGAAAAACCUGAAGGUAAAUAUAUUAGAAUUGGAGUUCAAAAUAGAGGUUGUUCAGGGUUAACUUAUCAUUUAGAGUAUGUCAAUGAAUGUGGUAAGUUCGAUGAAUUAGUUGAACAAGAUGGAGUUAAAGUUUUUGUUGAUUCAAAAGCUCUUUUCUCAAUUGUGGGAUCAGAAAUGGAUUGGUUAGAUGAUAAAUUAUCAUCAAGAUUCAUUUUCAAAAAUCCAAAUUCAAAAGGUACCUGUGGAUGUGGUGAAUCAUUCAUGGUUUAA